AUGGGUGGAUCGUACAUUUGCGUACACUUCGGUAAGAUAGAAGUGAUUGAACUUGCCGGGCUCAAAAAUUUUGCGACUGGUCUACCACGUGUCUUCAAAAUACCCCAGGAUGAAUGCACCGUCAGCAAGAAGUGGUGUCGGCGUCGUUUUUCCGAACCUGUAGAGUCAAAUCAAAUGUUGCUUGAGUUUGCACCAGCCACCCUUACUCUGCUCUGCGCUGCCAUCCUAACUUGA
Echinococcus granulosus is the source of this 234-nucleotide messenger RNA. RefSeq lists its product as hypothetical. Bases 1 to 234 code for a protein of 77 amino acids. NCBI's taxonomy places the organism in Eukaryota, Metazoa, Platyhelminthes, Cestoda, Cyclophyllidea, Taeniidae. The transcript is spliced from 3 exons. The record is from RefSeq and is a predicted model, not a curated record.